Xyrichtys novacula (pearly razorfish) is the source of this 5598-nucleotide messenger RNA. Lineage: Eukaryota; Metazoa; Chordata; Actinopteri; Labriformes; Labridae. The record is from the annotation of a GenBank genome assembly.
GUCUGAAUAUUAUGCUAACUUCUCUGUGUUGUCGCUAUAGUUUGGGUUUCUCGACUGAACCGAACAUUGUCCUUUCACCGAUAUGCACCCGCUGAUAUCACACGAAUUUAAAACAUUAACUUUUAUUCGGAGUUAGCAUGUGUUGGGAAAAGAAACCGCGAUUUUUUGCGGCUAAUCUCUGGUCGAGUUUAACAAAUUUGAGCGCCUUCGUCUACUUCCGCUGCUAAACUGCGCGCGCAGCUCUCAUUGUUUACAAACAGCCCAGAGGGGUUAUUAUACCGGAAACUGAGUGGCUGUUGACCGCACCUGCACCGGUAAGUGUAUCUGUUCACCGUCUACAGUUUUACAUUAUCGAAGCUUUUGGAUGGCUUUAUUGAUGAUCUUAGAAGUCUUUUUAUUGAUAACUUUGACGGAGAAGGCAAUACUUUGAUGGGUAAUGAGAUCAUUAUCAUUGAACCAGAGCCGGCCCAAGCAUCAAUGGGGCCCUCAGCAAAUUCUGAUUUUGGGGCCCUCUAUUUCUGCCAAUAAUAUUGAUUGUUGAUCAUUCACACACCUUCACAAAUAUCUAUGAUUAACACUCUAUGACAUGCAAACAUACCUUUAUCUUGGCGUUUUUUCUCUUCUUCCUCUUUUUAUUCUCUGCUCCUGAAGGAUAUGUCCUUUUUUUGCGACAAACUUGAUCCAUAUUAGAACUAGAUCAGUCAUUUCCUCUGCCACCUCAGUCUUUACCUUUCUUAAGAGCGAGGUCUAGUUUGGACAGUAAUGAAUGCACAUGUUGUUUUGGUUGCAGCACCAUGAAGCCUCACUGGGCAGAGCAACCAAUCAUGUGAUACCUGAUUGUGACUGUAACAUGGUAAAGUUGAGAGUGUUUUUGUGCAGAACAAAGAGGUUGAACUGUUGUGCUAUAAUACUUUAAUCAUGGGUAAAUUCAGUGUUCACAAGGUCAGACUUUUUAAAGCUCAGAUUCUGUAGCAAUCAAAAACAACUUAAAAUUCCUUUUUGAGUCAAAUAUAUUUUUAUGAAUCAUAGGAUUUCAAGUCAGCGUGAGUCAUCUACUUGUCCCUACUCAUCCCCUCCAAACCCCCCGGCAUGGGACCAUUUCUGGACAUCAGGUAAACACACACAGACACGCAGAGUGUGUGAUGGUUUGAUAGUGUCUCUCCUAGAUCCCCCUUGUUACAUAAUGUGUUUGUCACUGUGAUGAGCAAGCACAGGCAAAUACAAUGAGGAGAGUUUAAUCUGGCAGAUGUGACAUUGAAAAAGAGUUAAUAUCUCAGAGGUUGUUGCUUGGAGGGGGACAUAUUUCAGUCUGGACAGAUUAACAUCUUGGAUGGCCCUGUCUACAACCCUGCAACAACGAGUAUCCUGCUGUGGAAGAAGAAUAAUCCCGCUGCGUUAAUCUGCCAGAGUGGGAGGUGAUCCGAGCUUUAGUUCGGAGAAAACACAAGAACAAAAAAUUACAGAAGGAAACAGGUUUAAUGAUUAUUUAAUUACAAGCUAUUAUUAAUCACAGAGAUGGUGUGUGCAGGUCUGAAAAUAGAGGUGUGCGUGCGUGCGUGUGUUUGUUUGUCAGACAGGAGCAGUAACUGGGAAUUAGAAUGAGAAUCACGUUCUGGUUUUAUUUACUGAUUAUUUGAUCCUUCAGUUUAUGAUUCACAUGAUUUUUAUCCGCAAAUAACCAAGAGAGAGAGAGUCCACCAGGUCCACUCACACCAGAGAGGAAGGCCUGAACACGGGGGAUUACUCUCUCUCUCUCUCUCUCUCUCUCUCUCUCUCUCUCUCUCUCUCUCUCUCUCUCUCUCUCUCUCUCUCUCUCUCUCUCUCUCUCUCUCUCUCUCUCUCUCUCUCUCUCUCUCUCUCUCUCUCUCUCUCUCUCUCUCUCUCUCUCUCUCUCUCUCUCUCUCUCUCUCUCUCUCUCUCUCUCUCUCUCUCACCCUAUGCUAUGCCUCUCAUUUCGGUCAGUUUCUGUGAUGACUACAGACAUGAGCACUGCGGGCGUUCAUCGGGGCUUCCUCAGGAAAUAUGGUAGGCCUGCUGUGAUUCCUCCUUCAUGUUUUUGUCCACAUGUAGUAGGUGAUGAACUACAGUUGGUGUUUUCAGGUAUAUGACAGAGGAUUGUUCUUUUGUGAACAUGUAGUGAAGUCUUAUUUACCAAUUUGCACUGCAGUCUUAGUUUUUCCUACUUCCAUUUAAAAAUCAGAUGAGGACUGACAGGUUCUGGUGUUUUUUUUGGUGCAGAUAGAGAGUUUUUGUCUAAAAUAAACCUUCAAAACGAACAUGUGAGAAGAAAAUGUUCUUGCAGCAUUAAUAACAGUCUACAUGUUUCUUUGUAUAAAUCUGUGCUUAGUUUCAGUAGUUUUCCCCAAAGGAGUGAUAUUCCUGGUAUUUAUGUUUCUCUGAGCUCAAAAGGCUUUUGACUUCACACUGACUGAGGAGGAGAGCCGUCUCACAUCAUCACUACAGCUCUGGGAUGAGUGAUAUCACUUAGAUGGUCCCAUUGUGGGACACAAUCUCUUCCAGAUGUCUUUUUACAGAAUGACGAGAUGUUCGUCUUUGGAGCCAAGUCAGGAUUCAGGACUCUGUGCUUGUUUCAUGUCUCUGUUUUUAUUCACAUCUGCUUCAUAUCUUGUUGAUUUUUAUUUGAUGAUGGCGUCCUGGUGGCUCAUGGGAGGGAAACAACAGAUAGUUUCGUGUCAGCAGUUUGUCCUAACAGUGGACUGUGAGCGUGGCACCGAGCCUCAACAAUGUUAAUGAUGUCAACUGUAAAAAAAAGUACCACCCCCUCCUCCCCUCUACAUAUAAUCCACCUGUGUUCAUCUUUAAUCCGCUGUAUAAAGAACUGGAGCAGAUCUUCCCCAUCCAUCAACACUGUGCUCUCUAUCUAAUAGCAUUAUUACACAAUGUACUGCUGUCUGUCUGUCUGGGACACUGUCAUGUGUGUCCUGUCCUAAAAACUCACAGUUUGUCCCUCGAACCGUCCACAGGCUUAGGCUCCUUUUAAGAGAUCAUCCAUUUUUAAAACUCAACAUACGCCAGAUGGUUGUUUGCUCUUAAAGCACUAUUUUCAUAUUAGUGAUUAGUUACCUCAGCUGACAUCUCUCCAGUAAUUUUAGAAAUUGUGCCCCAGACAGCUGCAUUUUUUUCUAUUUGUUGCUUUGUGCCUUUUUUUAUAUAUCUUUAUGGAUUAAGAGCAAUCCUAAUCUGAAACUGAAAUCAUGUCCUUGGUGAGGUUAAUGGGAUAAGUCAGUGACAUUUAAAAUGGAGCAUUGUUUUCUUUUCUACAGAUUAGACUCUCGGCACACACGACACAAAUACAGUUUAACAGAAGUGAGGUUUAAGUUCUUAAUGCUGUCGACAAAGACGUGAUUAUUCAGCACUGAGGUGAUUUUUAUUAUUGCAUGAUGAUACUUUCUGUAGUAUUUCAUAUUGGACUGAAUGAGAACACCACAGUUUGAAAAUAAUUGAAUCAACAUGCAAACAUCUCAGUGAGGAUUCAGCAAGAAAACACUAUUUUUUUGACAGGUUUGUGAUUCAGAUAUUAUCAUUAUUAUUAUCAUUGUUAUAUGUAUUUAAGCAAAAAAAGAGAAAAGUGUCAGUAGUUGGCCUUACUUUGAUUUGGAGAAUGAAGAGAAAGUGGAAAAAGUCGGUCAUCUCUGGUUAAACUGGUCUGCAGCCUCCGUCUCUCUCCCAAAACACUGGCCUGUAGACAUUGAACCAAAGGUUAGACGUGUAGCUCUGCCACAUCAGCCUCACCUGGGAAACAAUGAGAAAUGAUUGUAUAGUCAAUUUGCUAAAUGUUCAUAGAUCCAGGAUGAAUCCUAACAUCAAUUUAUCAAAAAUCAAACUCGUCUGGAAUUCAACACUGAAUGGGACAAAUGGACAAAAUACAAAACUCACUGCAGAGACGCCACUGGAGAUUCAGAAUGAAGUUAAAAACUUUGUAAUACCACAACUAAAGACAUGCAUCCCUCUGACACAGCUGUUUUUAUGUUAUUUUUCCUUAAAAUUAAAUUAAGAAUGAGUUAAAAAUGGAAAUUUUCCUAAGUGAUAAAAAAACACAGACUUUUAUCAUAAUACACAGGACCACUGUGACACCUUUGUCAUCAUGAGUAUGCUGUGAUUAAAGAGAAAAACUGCAGUUGACUGUCAGUCAUAUCUCAUCCAAAAAAAAGAAACUAAAGUCUGUUUUUUUUUUUUCUGGUAGGGGGGUUUAUGUUCAAGCAGUGGAAGGAGAAGUAUCUGGUGCUGACCAUGGAGGGAUCCCUGCUGGUGUGUCGGGAUGCUGAGUCCCCUCCAGAUCAGGUGAUAGCUCUUCAUAACAACUGUGAGACCAUCGCAGAGGGACGAGAAAUCCUCGACCUCCCUAAACUGCCUCCAGGGGGCAGGAGAGACUGCUGCUUCGCCCUCAUCCUGCAGCAAAACAAGUUCCUGCUGCUGCUCACCGACAACCCAGAGGACUGCAAGUGUGUCUCUCUCUGUCUCCCUCUGUCACUCACAAACACACAUUCACCCCUCCGAUAUCCUUUGACCCACUCACAAUCAGCUGUUACCUGCACACAGUGACCCACUGAAACAUUAAAAUUCAGCUCUCCUUUGUCCCACUUGGUGUCAGACGUGUUUACAGCAGACUGUUAUCAGAGUGGUGUAAUCUGACCUUUCUCACGUAUAAGAUUUGGAAAGACAAACCUGGAUCUGAUUCAAACGUAAUGACUUGUCGUUUUAUCUUCACACAGCUUGUGGCUCAACCUGAUCAGGAAAGUCAGAGAGGUGAGUCGUCAGUUUUGGUCCUCUUGUUUCUUUGUUGAAACUUGUAUGUUUGUGGUUUUAACUCCAUUAAAACAUGAGAAUCUUUGAUUUAUAUCUUUGAAGUUUGGACGGGUUCAGAGGAUGUUUUCGGCCAUCGUAUAAUGACCUUCUGUGUGCCUCAUUUUCCAGGGCGUCAUGUCUCCCCUGACCCUCCAGAGACAGCACAACAUCACCCCCUGCAUCACCGACAGAGACCCCCUUCCUGACUCGUCCAGUGAUAAAGAACCCGGGUCACCCAGGGUGGGUGAGGGUACGCCUCCUUUAUCGAGGGUCACUGAACGAGGCGGGUCCCUCAGGGAGAGAGGUCCAAACCAAGGUUGGUUGUAAAGCUCGUUAGAGAGUCGCUCACAUGUUGGAGCUGAUUGGCUGUCUGUGUCACAAUCCAAUCAAACUUUGAAACAUUCACAGUUAUUUAUUUUUCAUACGACUUUUCCAGCUGGUGUAACGAGAAGAUCUCUGCGGGGUUCUGUGCCCCCGCCUCAUCGUGUGUCAGAUUGCCUUCGCCAUGGCAACAGCAGCGAUGCCCGUGCGGUCAGGGCGGUGUGCCUGCUGAUGGGAGGAGCAGCAGCCUCCUCCGCUCUGGGCUACCUCAACUCCUGUUCCCCCUCGUCCCCCCUGGCUGCCGGCAGAUCCGCAGAAAUGACCAACAGCGCAGGGGGUUUCUCCGAGCUCUCUGCAGGGAGCUCCCACCACGCCUGCAGUCAGGACGUGGACUCGCCGCACUUCAACAGCUUCGACUUUGAAGGAGACUCGGACUUUGAUGCGUUUGACUGCGGGGGGUUUGCGUUUUAG